Messenger RNA from Xenopus laevis (African clawed frog), 1037 nucleotides. RefSeq names its product MOB family member 4, phocein L homeolog (gene mob4.L). Lineage: Eukaryota; Metazoa; Chordata; Amphibia; Anura; Pipidae. The coding region runs from base 96 to 767 and encodes 223 amino acids. The record is from RefSeq and is a predicted model, not a curated record. Gene Ontology annotation, cellular component: Golgi cisterna membrane. The transcript is spliced from 8 exons.
CUCCCUCAGUAGGAUCACUCUGGGGGCGGGGACUCGUCUCACGACUACAUCCCGCAUCCGCAUACGGGUACUUCCUAUAGCUCUCCCCUGUCACUAUGGUCAUGGCGGAGGGUACGGCAGUGCUGAGGAGAAACAGACCGGGCACCAAGGCUCAGGAUUUUUACAACUGGCCAGAUGAAUCCUUUGAGGAAAUGGAUAGUACAUUAGCAGUUCAGCAGUACAUACAACAAAACAUAAGGACAGAUUGUUCUAACAUUGACAAAAUCUUGGAUCCCCCCGAAGGGCAGGAUGAAGGUGUAUGGAAGUAUGAACAUCUCCGGCAGUUUUGUCUUGAACUUAAUGGACUUGCUGUCAAGCUUCAGACUGAAUGCCACCCUGAUACUUGUACUCAAAUGACUGCUACGGAACAAUGGAUAUUUCUUUGUGCAGCUCAUAAGACACCAAAAGAGUGUCCUGCAAUAGACUACACUAGACACACACUUGAUGGUGCUGCAUGUCUUUUGAAUAGUAACAAAUAUUUUCCAAGCAGGGUUAGCAUAAAGGAGUCAUCAGUAGCUAAACUUGGAUCAGUGUGCCGCAGAAUUUACAGAAUAUUUUCACAUGCUUACUUUCAUCAUCGUCAAAUAUUUGAUGAGUAUGAGAAUGAGACUUUUCUGUGUCAACGGUUCACUAAAUUUGUGAUGAAAUAUAACUUGAUGUCCAAGGAUAAUCUGAUUGUGCCAAUAUUAGAAGAGCAAAAUUCAGUUGCUGGAGAGAGUGAAGCAUGAUGAAAUAAACUGCAAAGAAAGUAAUCCACAAUGAGGAACAUACUAACAGUUAUGUACUGUGUGUAUAUAUAUAUAUAUAUAUCAUUUUAGAAUCUUCAAUCAUGUAUCCUUAUAGCUUCUUUGUUAAUAUGGAUUCAGUAUGCUUUGUGCGCUGUUUUGAAAUGAGGAACACCAUUAAGUUAUUCGACUAUUAUUCAUCAAUGUGAUAUGGAUUUUAAGAAACGAGCUGUAUCUGUUUAUAAAUCCUGUUAAUAAAUUUUUUUCAUUGUU